CACCUCCCCUCCUUCCUUCAUCAAGACAUCAAGGAGGGACCUGCGCCCUGCUCCGAAUCCUCCCGCCUGCUGCCCGCAGAGCCUGCAGGCCCCGCCCUCCUGGUCUCUGGUCCCUACCUCUCUGCUCUGUCUUCAUGUCGCUGAGGGUCUUGGGCUCUGGAACCUGGCCCUCAGCCCCUAAAAUGUUCCUCCUGCUGACAGCACUUCAAGUCCUGGCUAUAGCCACGACACGGAGCCAAGAGGACGAGAACAAGAUAAUUGGUGGCUAUACGUGCAACCGGAGCUCCCAGCCAUGGCAGGCGGCCCUGCUGGCGGGUCCCAGGCGCCGCUUCCUCUGCGGAGGCGCCCUGCUUUCAGACCAGUGGGUCAUCACUGCUGCCCACUGCGGCCGCCCGAUCCUUCAGGUCGCCCUGGGCAAGCACAACCUGAGGAGGUGGGAGGCCACCCAGCAGGUGCUGCGCGUGGUUCGCCAGGUGACGCACCCCAACUACAACUCCCGGACCCACGACAACGACCUCAUGCUGCUGCGGCUACAGCAACCCGCACGGAUCGGGAGGGCAGUCAGGCCCAUUGAGGUCGCCCAGGCCUGUGCCAGCCCCGGGACCUCCUGCCGAGUGUCAGGCUGGGGAACUAUAUCCAGCCCCAUCGCCAGGUACCCCGCCUCUCUGCAAUGCGUGAACAUCAACAUCUCCCUGGAUGAGGUGUGCCAGAAGGCCUAUCCUAGAGCCAUCACUCCUGGUAUGGUCUGUGCAGGAGUUCCCCAGGGUGGGAAGGACUCUUGUCAGGGUGACUCUGGGGGACCCCUGAUGUGCAGAGGACAGCUCCAGGGCCUCGUGUCUUGGGGAAUGGAGCGCUGCGCCCUACCUGGCUACCCCGGUGUCUACACCAACCUGUGCAAGUACCGAAGCUGGAUUGAGGAAACGAUGCGGGACAAAUGAUGGUCUUCAUGGUGGGAUGGACCUCGUCAGCUGUCCAGGCCCUCCUGUCUCCACUCAGGACCCAGAAGUCCAGGCCCCAGUCCCUCCUACCUCAGACCCAGAAGUCCAGG
Messenger RNA from Nomascus leucogenys (northern white-cheeked gibbon), 1048 nucleotides. It is a transcript of the gene KLK14, whose product is annotated as kallikrein related peptidase 14. Gene Ontology annotation, biological process: epidermis morphogenesis; proteolysis; seminal clot liquefaction. Gene Ontology annotation, molecular function: serine-type endopeptidase activity. The record is from RefSeq and is a predicted model, not a curated record. NCBI's taxonomy places the organism in Eukaryota, Metazoa, Chordata, Mammalia, Primates, Hylobatidae.